Pezoporus occidentalis (night parrot) is the source of this 351-nucleotide messenger RNA. RefSeq names its product vitelline membrane outer layer protein 1-like. Lineage: Eukaryota; Metazoa; Chordata; Aves; Psittaciformes; Psittacidae. The record is from RefSeq and is a predicted model, not a curated record.
AUGAAGCUCCUCAUGCCAGCUACCCUCAUCCUGUUCCUCUCUGCAUCCCAGGCACAGGAACAGGAGCACACCUCCGUCCUCACUGUGCACAAUGGAGGCCACUGGGGCAAAUGGGGGAGUCAGCAAUUUUGCCACUACGGCUAUGCCAAUGGAGCUGAAGGUAAAAUUCUCCCUAUUUCCCAGAAUUUCUUGUCCCUGUGCCUUGGUCCACAGCUCUCCACCUCCCAGGAUGGUCUUCCUAGAAAAUGGAGCAAAAUCUGCAAUAUAUGUGGUUUGCAGACCAAGGUAGAGCCCUAACAAGGGCAGAAUGACACAGUACUCAAGAAUGUGAAGUUUUUCUGCUGUAAAUGA